CGGUUGUUUUAAAUAUGCUGUCUGUGGUUUUUAUGGUAGGAUUUUUUUUAAGUGCCUACGGCUCCAAUGUCGAAACUAAACAAUAUGCAUGUAUGACAAUUUCCAAGGAGGGAAAACAACAAUGUAGCGGCGAUUUCGACUUAGCUUGUUCAGUUGAUAAGCUCAUCAAUGUUAUAAAAAUAACGUUUGUAAAAUCCACAGCUCAAAUUCCAAAUAAAUGCACGGAAUGUUUUAAUCCACAACCCGAGCACAUUAUCAACGCAUCGGAUGGUAGAUAUGACUUUCACGAGGACUUCAUACUUAGUAGCUGUUCCUUUCAACACUGGUGUUCACUGUGGUUCUUACAGCAGUAUAAUAUUGUCAUCAGCGUUCAAUACAAGUGUAUAUUUGUGUACAGCAAACUAGACGUGUGUAAUAACCUAACGAAAGUCAUGAACAAAGGUGAUGUCAGACAUUUGGUUCUUCAGCGUCCAUUAGUAGCCGGGACAUGCAGCUGUAGUAUCAACGGGUCAACGGAACUGAGCGUUGAAGACUUUUUCAGAGAUUUUUAUUCGAAUGAGGGUCAAAAGUCAAAUAUUUCAAAUAGUUUAUUACGUUUGGAUAAUAAAGUCUACGAAGAGGAAAAUACGCCGAACAUUGUUCACAGCCACGUGAAUGUCACAAAUGUCAUUAUCAGCUUUGAUGAAUAUUUCCAGCGUCUUUGGUUAAGAGUAGACAUAAAAGAGAGCGGAACAAAAAUAACAUGCAGUAACGAGUCUACUAACACGACAACAACCGGUGUGAUUCCAUCAACUUUUUCUGAAUAUAUGACAACACUAAUUAAUCACGAGCCCGAGACGAAUGCAACACCAAUGCAAACAAAUCGACGUGAUACAACAGUUGCAUCCGCAUCUGUUGUCAUGGGCACAUCAUAUAUGUCACUUACGCUGUCAAGUUCUUCUAAGUACAUCAAUUCAGCAUCUGCGGCAACUAAUUCUAAUACGCACCUCAUUGUAUACGUGGCAACUGGGUGCUCUGCAACCGUCGUUUUGAGUAUCGUUAUUUUUAUUGUCGUGUUCCUAUAUAGAAGGAAAAAACGACCAGGGAAAUCGACUCAUGCAGCUAAAAAUAAAACCAACACUGUAAGAAGGCCUUCCGCUAUCGACCGAUUAGGCUUUGAAAACUUGGCAAUGCAAGCUGUUGUCAACAACGAGUGCGACUGUAAGACGAUGGCCCACGUCUCUCACAUCACCAAAGGCAGCGUGGAGUACGCGGUGUCAGUACCUCCGGGCAACUACAGCUAUGCAUUCACGCCAUACGAUAGAUAUGUGGAGUCCAACAAUGAAGCGUUAGCCUUCAAGAACAAGCCUAAAGGUUUGUUAAAAUCAGGCAUUAAACUUUCUAAUGAUGAAGCAGAUACAUGUCAUCCUUAUUUUCGUCUACAACCUUUGAUAGAACAGGUAAUCACAGCCACGUCCAAUGAGUCUAGAACAUAUGAUUCUAUUUGUGUAGCGAACGGUAAAACGGAUGUGGCAUCGAAAAACACGGAACUACCUAUACACAUAUACAAUCAUAUUAAGCUCAAACAAGGCAAAACAAAAUGUGAUGGCGACAGCGGCGUAUUGUGUUCGGAUGAGUACUCGCACAUUUCGAUUGAGGAUGAUACGGCAUCGGGGAAGAGCAGAUAUUAUAACAUUGUGAACAUACAGAGAGCUAGAACUGACUCGGUCGACAAUUAUUGUCAUGUCGGACCAAAAAAUACUAGCAUUGAAAAGCACGUGCCUAGCGAUGAUUACGAUCAUCUUGCUAUGUGACAGUGAGCUGAAGAAACGCUCGAGUGUCCACAACUAACAAUAGGAUAUUUGAAACAAGGGAACACAAUAAUUUAAGGACAUAUAUGAUAAUGAAUGGUCUUUUUAUGUUCAAAUAAAUGUUUAUUGUAUGUGUUAAUGACAGACAAUGUUUUAUAUUCUUCAUUUCUUUAUAAACAAAUAAAACAAAAGUCUUCUUAAUGUUGAAAAAUCAUUGUACAAGUUAAGUGUGUCGUCCUUAUUAAAUAAACCAAACGUCUUAUUCUCAACUCUCAAUAUUUAUGGCUUCAAUGUAUAUUCCAUUGUUAUUCCUAGAAUCAUUAUAGUAUCUGAAACAAAAACACGUCUUAACAAACAUGUUAACACUUAAAGGAUAUUUGCAAGUUAUUAGAUUAAGCAUGCUAGCAUAGACGGAUCCGGA
Molecule: messenger RNA, 2211 nt
Organism: Dreissena polymorpha
Lineage: Eukaryota; Metazoa; Mollusca; Bivalvia; Myida; Dreissenidae
Exons: 6
Coding region: 15-1793 (592 amino acids)
Source: RefSeq, a predicted model, not a curated record